AUGUCCAUGCUUCCGACGUUUGGUUUCACGCAGGAGCAAGUUGCGUGUGUUUGCGAAGUCCUCCAGCAAGGAGGGAACAUCGAGCGGCUGGGACGCUUCCUCUGGUCGCUGCCGGCCUGCGAGCACCUCCACAAGAACGAGAGCGUCCUCAAAGCCAAAGCAGUGGUCGCUUUCCACCGGGGGAACUUCCGAGAGCUCUACAAGAUCCUGGAGAGCCACCAGUUCUCUCCGCACAACCACCCGAAGCUGCAGCAGCUGUGGCUCAAGGCGCACUACAUCGAGGCGGAGAAGCUGCGGGGCCGUCCGCUGGGCGCCGUGGGGAAGUACCGGGUCCGGAGGAAGUUCCCCCUGCCCCGAUCCAUCUGGGACGGGGAGGAGACCAGCUACUGCUUCAAGGAGAAGAGCAGGAGCGUCCUGCGGGAGUGGUACACCCACAACCCGUACCCGUCCCCGCGGGAGAAGAGGGAGCUGGCCGAGGCCACGGGACUCACCACCACGCAGGUCAGCAACUGGUUCAAGAACCGACGGCAGCGGGACCGAGCGGCGGAGGCGAAGGAGAGAGAAAACAACGAGAACUCCAACGGCAAUAGUCACAACCCAUUGACUUCUUCCAUGAAUGGAAAUAAAUCUCUAUUGGGGAGUUCGGACGACGAUAAGACACCUUUGGGCACCCCGGACCACACGUCCCAGAGCCCGGCUCUGCUGCUCGGCUCUAACCCCGGGUUACAGUCCCUGCACGGCCUCGCACCCCCGCCGGGACCCAGCGCCAUCCCGGUACCCGGCGGCAUAGACUCGGUGCACCACCACCACUCAUUGCACCACGACACCAUACUGAACCCUAUGUCUUCUAAUCUAGUGGACCUUGGCUCUUAA
This is a messenger RNA of Anoplopoma fimbria (sablefish), 873 nucleotides long. It is a transcript of the gene six2a, whose product is annotated as SIX homeobox 2a. Gene Ontology annotation, cellular component: transcription regulator complex; nucleus. Gene Ontology annotation, biological process: regulation of transcription by RNA polymerase II. Gene Ontology annotation, molecular function: RNA polymerase II cis-regulatory region sequence-specific DNA binding; DNA-binding transcription factor activity, RNA polymerase II-specific. NCBI's taxonomy places the organism in Eukaryota, Metazoa, Chordata, Actinopteri, Perciformes, Anoplopomatidae. Bases 1 to 873 code for a protein of 290 amino acids. The transcript has 2 exons. The record is from RefSeq and is a predicted model, not a curated record.